AUGCACGCUAAUGUCUCCGUUGCCGGAGAAUUGAAGAGCAGGAAGAAGAAAAAAUCAACCCCCGAAACCCAAUUCCGAUUAAACCUCGAGCAAUGUUCAAAAACCAAAGACCUCCCUACCGCCAUUACGCUUUUCAAUUCUGCCACCAGCGGUGACGGCGAAAUCCACCUUAACCAGCAGCACUUUAACUCGCUCCUCUAUAUCUGCUCCAAUGCAGUCACCUCUCAGGAUCAAUCUCAACGGCACACGGCCGUCGAAUUCGGGUUCAGGGUUUUUGAAUUUAUGCGCUCCAAAAAUAUUACCCCCAGUGAGGCAACCGUCACCGCCGUGGCCCGCCUUGCUGCUGCUAAAGAUGACGGGGAUGCUGCGUUUGAGCUUGCUAAAAGCGUUGGAGGGCUAGGGAGAUUGAGGACCUACAGUUCUGCUCUGUUUUGUUAUUGUAGAAAUGGGAUGGAUGAGAAAGCUGUUCAAGUGGAGGAGCAUAUCGUAUCUCUUGGUUUGCGAUUGGAGGAAUCUGAGCUCGCUGCAUUGUUAAAGGUACAUGUGGAGAAGGGGAAAGGUGACAAGGUUUAUGAAUACAUGCAUAAACUGAGGGCAGCUGUCAGGCAAGUUUCUGAGUCAACAGCAGAUGUUAUGCAGAGUUGGUUUAGUGCAGAGCUUGCCUCGAAGGUGGGUUUGGAGAACCUGGAUAUGGAUCAGGUGAAUGAAGCAAAGUUAAGAAAUGGAGGUGGAUGGCAUGGACUUGGAUGGCUCGGAAAGGGGAAUUGGGUUGUGCAGAAAUCCAAUGUAACCUCAGAUGGAGUUUGUCGUGCUUGUGGAGGCCAGUUGAUCUGUGUUGAUAUCGAGAGAGCGGAGACCGAGCAUUUUGCAGAGUCGAUUGCUUCUUUGGCUCUGGAAAGAGAGGUUCAAUCCAACUUCAAGGAGUUUCAGGACUGGAUGGAUGAAUGUGCUGAAUAUGAAGCUAUAGUGGAUGGAGCAAAUGUGGGCCUUUAUCAACAGAAUUUUGCAGAUGGUGGAUUUAGUAUAUCCCAGCUUGAUGCCGUUGUGAGGGAACUUUACGCCAGGAACAAGAAGUGGCCUCUUGUAAUCUUGCAUCAGAAACGCGUCAAAGGGCUCCUUGAGAAUGCUUCAAGUAGAGAGACUGUUCAGAACUGGAUAGAUCAAGAUGUUCUUUAUGGAACUCCAUAUGGAUCAAAUGAUGACUGGUAUUGGCUUUAUGCUGCUGUGAAGCUUGAGUGUAUGCUUGUGACAAAUGAUGAGAUGAGAGACCACAUAUUUGAGCUUCUGGGCAGCAGUCUUUUCUUUCGAUGGAAAGAAAGGCAUCAGGUGAAAUAUUCAUUUUUGAAAGGAAAACCAACAUUUGUCAUGCCACCCCCAUACUCUCUUGUUAUCCAGGAAUCAGGAACCGGAUCAUGGCAUGUCCCCUUAGCUGGUGACGUUGACGAUGAAUCUUUGAGAACUUGGCUCUGUGUUAAUCGUUCGAGAACCUCUGAUGCUUUGCCUGACAGAUCCACUAGCAAGGAACCUUCAGAAGACUGCCAACACAAUGGUCUUAAUGAGCGUUGUUGCAACUCCGACAUACUUGCUGGAACAAAUAAUGCGGACGAGAUCUGCGACUUCAAGACCACAUCGGUAACAGAUGUAUCUCAGGAAGAGCUUAAUUUGAGUGGAAACAAUCAAUCGCCGGGCAAAACCCUAGAAAAGAAAAUUGGGGAUCUGGGUCAAUCGAUGGAAAAAGGGCAAUCAAAGGAGAGCAAUCAAGAGGUUAUGACGACGGAAUCAACAAGGAAAGGUGAGUCAACAGUGAAGAAACUAACAGAGAAGGAGGACAAGAUCAACGCUUGGGAGAAUUUUGAUGCUCGUGUGGCUAAAAUCUGUCCCCAAAAGGUCGAAGUGGAAGCAGAAUACUGGGCAUCAUCGGUGAUCAGCCACGUCUUAGGAGCUCAUCCCCCGUACAGAGUCAUGAAUGCCUUCUACAGACACCUUUGGGGACACCUGGGAGUUGAUAAGGUUCUACUCUUGCCGACUGGUUUGUUCCUAAUUAUAUUUAAAUCAAUGCAUGCUAGGGAAGAAGCUCUGAAAUUGAAUAUAUACCAUUUUGGAAAUGGGCAUCCCGUUAUUGUUAAACCAUGGACAGUUGAUGAAGGGAUCAAUUAUAAAACUGUAAGUAGUGUGCCUGUUUGGGUCCAAUUUCCUAACUUGGAACUAAAAUAUUGGAAUCCGGAUUCAUUGAGUAGCAUUGCUAGCAUUCUAGGAACACCUAUUAUGACGGAUGAUCUCACAGACAGUAAGAAGAGGGUGCACUAUGCUAGGGUAUUGAUAGACAUGGAAAUUAAGCAAGAAGUUCCUGAUGAGGUGCUAUUUGAGGAUGAAAAGGGAGUAGUGCAGCAUCAGAAAGUCCAUUACGAAUGGAAACCAGUAGUGUGCAAAAGCUAUGAUGGGUAUGGACAUGAUAUAAUGAGCUGUAGGAAGCAUAAGCAACCUGCUACCUUAGCUCCUCAACCUGCAACAAAAAAGAAAGGGGAAGACACAGAAUGGAGGAAAGUGGAGGAGAAAAUAGGGGGUGUUCCAGUGGCACUUUCAGAUACAGAACCUCUCAAGUACUGCAUUGAGGAAUGUGGAUUGCAGGAUUUAAAACAGCAAGGCACUCUUCAUACAUGGUGCAACAAGCAAAUUGGAAGUGCUCGAAUAUAUGCAAAGCUGGACAGAAAAAUGGUGAAUGGGGACUGGGUUGAGCAGUAUAAUCACUCUAUUACCAUAGUACUAACAGAGGGGAUAUCAGAUCACUGCCCUCUGAUGGUUCAAUUGGAAAUGGAGAAGAAAGAAGGGGGGUUAGGCAUCUAUGAUGCAAGAACUUGGAAUGAGGCUGCCAUUUUGAAACAGGUAUGGUGGUUAGCAAAUGAAAAAGAGAAUCUCUGGCUGAGGUGGAUGCAUGAAGUAUACUUAAAGGGGAAAAGCAUUUGGGAAGUGGAUAAUAAAGUAGAUAGCAGCUGGUCGUGGAAGCAGAUCGUAAAGCUACGAGAUAAGGCGAAAGAAAGAUUUAAUGGGGGAAACUGGAAACUCAGCAAGAAUGGAAUAUAUAGCAUCAGCUCGGGGUAUAAAUGGCUUCAGAGGGAGGGUGAAAAGUUUUCUGCUGCACCUGUGAUCUGGUCCAGACUUAAUAUUCCCAAGCAUUCAUUUAUUGCUUGGCUAGUUUGGAAGGGAAGAGUCUGGACCAAAGACAGGUUAAGCCAUUUGAAUAUCCCUGUACAAGACCCACUAUGUUGUUUAUGUGAACAACAGGAAGAAUCACUUGACCAUCUAUUCUUCUGUUGUAAGUUUUCUAAGGACUUACUUAGCAAGAUUAAAGCAUGGCUAGGUCUUAGAAGAUUGUCUGUGCAGAUAAGUAAAUGA
Oldenlandia corymbosa var. corymbosa is the source of this 3393-nucleotide messenger RNA. The record is from the annotation of a GenBank genome assembly. Lineage: Eukaryota; Viridiplantae; Streptophyta; Magnoliopsida; Gentianales; Rubiaceae.